AUUCUAAAUCAGGAAGUGCCGGGAGUUAACAUGGCUGCGAAAGGACCGGUCGAAAGCUUAACCGAUGAGGCAAUUUGUUCCGUCUGUCUGGAUUUCUUCGCCGAUCCGGUGUCACUGGAGUGUGGACACAACUUCUGUCGCUCUUGUAUCACACGGUAUUGGGAAAGGGAGGAGAGAAACUCUUGCCCGGAAUGUAGAGAGCUGUUUGCUAACCGCACCCUCAGGGUCAGUUGGGCCUUAGCAAAUCUGGCUGAAAAAGCUCGAAAUCUAAACCUGAAUCUGAAAGGGAAGGAACGUAACCUUCACUGCGAGGAGCAUGAGGAACAACUGAGGCUGUUUUGUGAUACGGACAAGACACUGAUCUGUCUGAUCUGUAGAGAUGCGCAGGAACACAGGGAGCACCGCUUCAUGCCGAUUAAAGAAGCUGUUAAAAUCUACAAGGAUCAGCUAAAAUCUUCCUUGGACUCUCUCACAAAAAAGAAAUCAGAUUUCCAGGAAAAGGAGCAGCAACAGAAAGAGAAGAUUUCUGGAGUUCGGGAACAGACACACAGCGUUCAGUCUCACAUCACAUCACAGUUUGACGAACUGCGCCAGAUUAUCACUGAGAAAGAGCAGAGCUUACUCAGAGAUCUCAGGAAUGAAGAGGAGAGGAUUUUAAAUCCAAUGGAGAAAAACCUUCUGGAGAUUCAAGAGAAUAUAAGGCUUAUUCAGGAAGAAAUCACUAACAUAAAGAAACAGAUGGAUCAAAAAGACAGUGUGAUAUUUCUCAAGGAGGAAGCUCGACGGAACAAGAGGAUUAAUGAUGAUGUCCAGGAAUUGUCAGUGACAGAUGAGGCCCUACCGGUUGAAAAAUUCAAUCACCCCUAUUUGUUGAACACAGUGCUGAGGGAAACACUUGAUGCUAUUAAUCGAGUUUCUGUCACCCUGGAUGUGGAAACGGCGAACCCGGAGCUUGAGGUGUCUGGCGAUCGGAAGAGUGUGAGAUUGACCGGGACCAGGAGGAAUCGCCGUCACACCGGGAAGAGAUUCACACACUGGCUUUGUGUGCUGGGAUCGGAGGGAUUCACAUCGGGGAGACAUUACUGGGAGGUGGAGGUGGCGAGGAAUCGGGUCUGGUAUCUGGGAGUUGCCGCAGAGUCUGUGCAGAGGAAGGGAUGGUUCAGAGUGAGACCGGAGACCGGAUUCUGGGUCAUCGGGCGGGUUUAUGACGUGACUGAGCAGGAUGAUGACGUCAUAAUUGUUCUCACGUCCCCUGAGGCCCGUCUCCCCGCCGGCCUCAUCCCCGGGAGGGUAGGUGUUUAUCUCAGAUACCAGUCCGGGACAAUUUCAUUUUACAACGCGGAGACCAAGUCCCAUCUCCACACCUUCAGUGGCAAUAAAUUCACGGAGAAACUUUAUCCUUUCUUCUGGCUUGCGGAUAGAAACCAGUGGCUAAGAAUCUGCUCCGGUUCCGCUCCGGAUUUGUAAACGGGUCGGGUCCCAGGACCGGCUUCUAGAGUAAAGUACUUGUAAAUAUAAUUGUGCGGAGAAUGAAAUAAACAUGAGAAGGGAAUUAUCGCUCCAUAAUUUUAACUCAUUUACCGUGUCCGUCAACGAAACAGAAACACUGCGGAUUCAGCCGCAGCGGCGAGCGGCGCGUCCUGAGUUCCCUCGGGUGCUAAAGUCCACGCGCACGGAGACAGGUUAAAUGGAACAAGUGGGGGCGGUGCUGACUGGAAGAGGGCAGUCACAGAAACAUAGAAACAUAGAAAA
This is a messenger RNA of Mobula hypostoma (lesser devil ray), 1752 nucleotides long. Its product is annotated as zinc-binding protein A33-like. Gene Ontology annotation, biological process: protein ubiquitination. Gene Ontology annotation, cellular component: cytoplasm. Gene Ontology annotation, molecular function: ubiquitin protein ligase activity; protein binding; zinc ion binding. NCBI's taxonomy places the organism in Eukaryota, Metazoa, Chordata, Chondrichthyes, Myliobatiformes, Myliobatidae. Bases 31 to 1467 code for a protein of 478 amino acids. The transcript has 6 exons. The record is from RefSeq and is a predicted model, not a curated record.